Messenger RNA from Chrysochloris asiatica (Cape golden mole), 1812 nucleotides. RefSeq names its product paralemmin (gene PALM). Bases 1 to 1812 code for a protein of 603 amino acids. Gene Ontology annotation, biological process: positive regulation of filopodium assembly; negative regulation of adenylate cyclase activity; regulation of cell shape. Lineage: Eukaryota; Metazoa; Chordata; Mammalia; Afrosoricida; Chrysochloridae. Gene Ontology annotation, cellular component: membrane. The transcript has 12 exons. The record is from RefSeq and is a predicted model, not a curated record.
AUGGCUGGCUCUGGGCCGCGCCUCUCGGAAGCCUCCCCCCACCCGACCCCGGCGGCCGAUGCGCUAACGGGGGCCCGGGAGACAGCGGCUGGAGGCCAGCCUAGGACGCUAGGGAAGGGAGGCCGAGUCUCCGAUCGCGCUCCGUCCGCGGCCGGGCUCUGUCCUGAGCCCCCAGGGAUGCUCGCGGCUCCCUGCCACCUGUGGGCUCCCAAGCGAGAAGCCGAUGUCCCCUUGCCCCCAACCAGAGUGCAGGGAGACCCAGCCCCCCUGAACUGUUACUUCUUGGGUCCAGAGCCCAUCAUCACCACUCAGCAGUGGCGGCCCCUCAGCCCCCCAGCACCAGGCCAGGGCGGGAAAUGCUCGGCGCCGGCCCCGCCCCCGCGCGCCGGGCCUCAGCGUUGCCAUGGGGAUGGCGCGGUUGCCAGGGCGACCGCCUCCCGCGGGGCCCCGCCAUCCAUCACCGGUGGCGGCAGCGGCGCCCAGGGUGGGGAGGUUCCGGCGCCCCCGGGCUUGGGGAGGGGCUCGUUCGUUGGGUUGAGGGACAGGCUGCUGAGCGAGGACACUGUUCGCCUUGUUGUCUCUGGCCUGGAGAGUGAGCCACACAGUUGUCCUUGUGUGCCUGCAUCCGGCCUGAAUGGCCACUGGACACCAGGGGUCCUGGCGACAGAGACCAGCUCUCAGCAGGAGCGACUCCAGGCCAUUGCGGAGAAGCGAAGGAGGCAGGCGGAAAUCGAGAACAAACGCAGGCAACUGGACGAGGACCGGAGGCAGCUGCAGCAUCUGAAGUCCAAGGCCCUGAGGGAACGAUGGCUGCUGGAGGGGACACCAUCCUCCGCCUCACAGGGGGACGAGGCCAUGCAGAAGCAGAUGCAACAAGACGAGCAGAAGGCCCGGCAGCUGGAGGAAUCUGUGUCCAGGCUGGAGAAAGAAAUUGAGCUACUGGAGAAUGGAGAUGUGGUCCUCAUCAGCAAGGCGAAUACGGCUGCCCCAAGUCCAGCCCGGGCCCCUGCCCUGAGCCCCGCCAAGGAGGAACACAAGACAGAGGUGGUGCUGAACUCACAGCAGACCCCGGCGGGCACGCCUAAAGAGAAGCGUCCCAUCUCUAACAGCCCUGUGAGGACAGUCGAGGGCCCCACCAUGAUGAAGGCAGCCAUGUAUUCGGUGGCCAUCACUGUGGAGAAGGACAAGGUGACCGGGGAGACAAGGGUGUUGUCCAGCACUACCUCGCUCCCCAAGGAGCUGCUCCCUCAGGGCAUCAAGGUCUACGAGGACGAGACCAAAGUGGUCCAUGCUGUGGACGGCACCGCAGACAACGGGAUCCAUCCGCUGAGCUCCUCCGAGGUGGACGAACUCAUCCACAAGGCGGACGAAGUCACGCUGAGCGAGGCAGGGUCCACGACCGGGCCAGUAGAGACCCGGGGGGCUGUGGAGGAGGCUGUCCGGACCACGCCUUCCCGGCGGGAGAUCACCGGAGUACAGGCUCAGCCGGGUGAGGCCACGUCCGGUCCGCCGGGGGCCCAGCCUGGCCAGGAGCCCCCAGUCACCAUGAUCUUCAUGGGUUACCAGAAUGUGGAGGAUGAGGCCGAGACCAAGAAAGUAUUGGGACUUCAGGACACCAUUACAGCGGAGCUGGUGGUCAUCGAGGACGCAGCUGAUGCCAAGGAGGCCGCACCCCCCAAUGGCAGUGCCGCCGAGCCCCCCGUCACUACGGGCUCCAGGGAGGAGAACCAGGCAGGGCCCGAGCCCCCUGCCAGCGACCCCCAGGACCUCGACAUGAAGAAGCAGCGUUGUAAAUGCUGUUCGGUCAUGUGA